GGAAUAAUGACAAUUCUGUUAUAUAAAUAUUUUCACACUGAAAACGUUUUUAUUUCUUCUAGCUAUAAUUUUAAGACAUUGUUUACAUAUCAUACAUCCGCAACGAUGAUGUGGUCAGCUAUGAUUUUGAUACUUUGUGUAAUUCAUUCACAUUCAACAACCAAUCCACCAUGUCCGAGAAUAAAACAGACAGGGAAAUGCCUUGGUUUGCCGAAAACAGAUCAAUGUCAGACAGAUAGCGAAUGUGGACACGAUUCGAUGUGCUGCCCAAAAGAAUGUGGCAAAGAAUGUACAGUAAAGCGCAAAUGGGGAUUAUGUCCCACUUUUACGGACAAGCCAGCGAGUGUUUGUGCGCAAGUACGCCUUGGUUUUCAGUGUGGAGGAAAUGAUGCAGACUGCGCAGGAACUAAGAAAUGCUGUCCAAAUAUGUGUGGAUCUCGACAGUGUAAAGAACCCGCAACGAAACCUCGACCAGAGUGUUCAUCUAGAUUUUCUCAAACCAAGGCCGCAGCCUGUCACUUUCACGAAUGUAGUCACGAUAAGGAAUGUACCAAAGGUAAAAUAUGUUGUGAUGUUACUUGUGGAAUAGGAUGUACAGAACCAAAUGUGAGUUGAAAUAAG
Messenger RNA from Mytilus trossulus (common blue mussel), 621 nucleotides. Its product is annotated as whey acidic protein-like. The record is from RefSeq and is a predicted model, not a curated record. Gene Ontology annotation, cellular component: extracellular region. The transcript is spliced from 7 exons. Lineage: Eukaryota; Metazoa; Mollusca; Bivalvia; Mytilida; Mytilidae. Bases 7 to 615 code for a protein of 202 amino acids. Gene Ontology annotation, molecular function: serine-type endopeptidase inhibitor activity.